ACGCGACGAGUCUUAAAACUGAGCUACGGAAUGAAAAAAUGGUUAUUCAUUCGUUGUUCGCCUGGAAGUUGACUCGAAUUUCAGAUGAAUUUUAAAAUCAAAAUGAAUAUCGGGUUUAAUGGUUUAAAAGUUCUCUUUGGCUUUGCAGUGAUGAUGCAAAGUUUCAUUGAAAUAAGAACCGCCGACGCGGACUACCAAUCCGACUACGCAAGGUGGCAAUACCGAAUAACUGAUUCCGAAUUUAUAAUCAACAAUACCAAACCGGACAGGGACGGACAGGCAAAAGUUUUUGUAAACCGAUUGCGCGAUAAAGAAAAUCGUUACGACGGAUCACCAUAUCUCCUAACCCAAGUUACCGAUGACAAAAUUCGUGGUAUAAAAUCCCGUCUACAAGCAUCGUUUGAUCACUUAGUUGUUAUCAUACACGGAUUUUUAGAUGAAGCAAAUAGUUCUCCUGCAUGGCAUUCGACUCUAGGAGAUGCAAUUAGACAUCAUCAACCCAGAACCGAGGUGUUUGCGGUCGAUUGGAGAGAAGGAGCUCAGACUUUAAAAUACAAGGCAGCAGUACUGAACGCAGGCGAAACCGCGAAUAUGCUAGCCAUCUUUCUCAGACGGAUUCUUCCUCUUGCCAAUGAGCGUCAGAUCAGUGUACAUAUCAUUGGUCAUGGAUUAGGAGCUCAUAUCGGCAGAAAGGUCGUCUGGAGAUUACGAUCGUUACACUUCCCCAUAUACAGGCUUACUUGUUUAGAUCCAUUCCAAUUCGAAUAUGAAUAUGAAGACUACUAUGGCAAUGGAAAUGGCAAUAAAGAAGCCCAACUCACGGAUGUAAUACACACGGAUGGAUAUGUAAACGGUUUCGGUGAUCCGAGAGCUUUUGGUACUGUUGAUUUUUACAUGAAUAACCUCGAUCGCACAAUAAACAAUCAACCAGGAUGUAAAAAAACUCCAGGAGAAAGCGUUAGACAUCUUUUGAACCGAGCAGGAGCGCUUCCUCUUAAUGUAGAUCCGAAAAGUAGACAUCGUGUGUUGAACCGAAUUUUUGAGUCGUUGAAAGUCAGCCUAUGUUCUCACGGCAGAGCUGUAGAGUAUUUUAUCGAAGCAGUCAUUGACCCACGUUGUAAAUUCACAGGAAGAUCGUUAGAAGAAUUUGGAAAACAAAGAGUACUGGGAUUGGAUACAUUUACCACACUUGACUAUUCGACAAUCAGAGGACUAAAAGUUUACGCAGAUACAAACAGCUCGUACCGGUUUUGCCCGCAUGCUCCUCCAAAGCCGACUGUGAUCAACAUGGAUAAAAGAAUCAAUAUUAUUGAAAAUGUUUCGGUUCUUUCACGAUUCCAUUAAUUUUUUAAAAUGUUUCUACUAUUAUUUUUUAUUAUUAUUAUUUUUUACGAUUGAGCAUUUUUGCGAUACUUUGCUCAAUUUUCACAAUGUUUUAUAAAUUUCCAAUCAAUUUAAACCUGUUUUUAUGACA
Molecule: messenger RNA, 1474 nt
Organism: Planococcus citri (citrus mealybug)
Lineage: Eukaryota; Metazoa; Arthropoda; Insecta; Hemiptera; Pseudococcidae
Product: lipoprotein lipase-like
Exons: 9
Coding region: 85-1344 (419 amino acids)
Biological process (GO): lipid catabolic process
Molecular function (GO): lipase activity
Source: RefSeq, a predicted model, not a curated record